AUGGCUUCCCCACGUGCCAAGCCCGGAGCCUCGCGCUUGGUCCAAUCCUCCAACCCUCCCACGCGUCGCGGUUAUACGUCACGACAGGACCGAACAGUCGACCACUCAACGUCAGAGAGCAGUUGGGGACAAAAUGAUGACCUAGACACCCCCUCAAGUGGAGAGGAAUACUCCGAGCAGGCCGAUAUAAAGCUUCUACCUUUGGAACGAGGAGAUUCACGACCGUCGAGCUCCAAAACAAAUGACACAAAACCCACUCCCGUCGAUGUCCCCGACGACGAGCGUGAUGUCUCAAAGCGCAUAAAAGAGCUUCUCGAGGCGGAUCGCACCGUACUAUUGGAUUCAUUCGCUACAGAUUUGGAGGAAGGACAUUCGGGCAGAGACUCGCUAGCUCUCAGUGAUCGAUACAGUGACGACUAUGGUAUGCCGUCUGACAAGGGCUUUCUGUUGAAAGACAAAAAGAGCGAAGAUGAGAAAGGCUUUGAAUGGAGGUCAUUGUUUCGUCUGCAUUCGUGGUGGACUGUUGUCGGCAUGUUGAUAAUCGCCCUACUGGUAGUAUGGUCUUCGAUCAGGGGAUUACCCUGGUCUUCUGCCGGAGGUGCUGUUGGUGAAUUUCAAGCGGUCCCGUGGUACCCUACUCCCCUCGGCGGAACGAGUGAACAAUGGAAGGAAAGUUAUGGCAAGGCCCAAGAAAUGGUCAGAGAAAUGACCCUUGCCGAAAAAGUGAACGUCACGACUGGAACAGGUUGGCAAAUGGGACUCUGUAUUGGAAACACCGGUCCUGCCGAAUUCGUUAAAUUCCCUUCUCUUUGCCUACAAGAUGGCCCGCUUGGACUCAGAUUCGCGCAAAACAUUACAGGCUUCCCCGCAGGGAUCACCACAGGCGCAACAUGGAACCGCGAGCUUAUGCAAACGCGAGGGUUUGCUCUAGGAAAGGAAGCACGGCUGAAAGGCGUGAACAUCAUCCUCGGCCCAUCCAUGGGGCCGAUCGGUAUGAUGCCUGCUGGUGGUCGUAAUUGGGAGGCAUUUGGUUCGGAUCCAGUUUUGCAAGGCGUGGCUGCGGCAGAGACUAUUCGCGGUAUCCAGCGGAACGGGGUCAUGGCCACGGCAAAACACUUUAUUGGAAAUGAACAAGAACACUUCCGUCAGUCAUUUGAAUGGGGUACUCCUACUGCGCUCUCGUCGAAUAUUGAUGAUCGCGCAUUGCAUGAGGUCUUUGCCUGGCCCUUCGCUGAGAGUGUACGUGCCGACGUGGCUAGUGUCAUGUGCUCCUACCAAAUGGUCAACAACAGCUAUGCUUGCGAGAAUAGUAAACUCAUCAAUGGUAUUCUAAAAGAUGAGCUCGGCUUCCAGGGAUUUGUGCAGUCGGACUGGCUGGCUCAGCGUUCAGGCGUGCACAGCGCUAUUGGAGGGCUGGAUAUGAGCAUGCCCGGUGAUGGCCUUCAUUGGGCCGACGGUGUACCCCUCUGGGGAAGCGAACUGACUCGCGCAGCAUUGAACACGUCUGUUCCCAUGGAGCGCUUGAAUGAUAUGGUCACUCGCAUCGUGGCCGCCUGGUACCAUUUCCGACAGGACUCGUGGGAACCCCCGGCACCUGAAGGCGAUGGCGGGCCGAACUUUUCGUCUUGGACGAAGGAGCGAGUCGGGCAUUUGCACGAAGGCUCACCGGAUAAUGAUGCAAUGGGUGUGGUUAAUAAAUUUGUCGAUGCACAGGAAACUGGCCAGCACGCUCAUUCUAUCAUUGCUCGCCAUAUCGCUGCAGAAGGCACCGUGCUUCUGAAAAAUAUCAAUAAUACUCUUCCACUCUUGCGCGCACAGUCCGCACCCAAUGGCAAAUACCGGGUCGGUGUAUACGGCGAAGACGCUGGUCCCGGCCAAGGACCGAACGCUUGUGUUGACCGAGGAUGUAAUCAAGGGACCUUGGCCUCUGGUUGGGGUAGUGGAGCUGUAGACUUCCCAUACUUGAUUAGUCCAUGGGAAGCAUUGCAGUAUGCGUGGUCGAAAGACACUGUCGAUGUUAAAGCUUACUUGACGAACAAUGUUGCACCACAGGAUCUCGCAGAGCAGGAGCUCUGUUUAGUCUUUGUCAACGCAGAUGGGGGUGAAGGAUUUAUCCGCAGUGGCGGUAUUGAUGCAGAUCGGAAUGACCUUUUCCUACAAAAGAACGGCACUCAGUUGGUAGAGGGGGUGGCCAAGCACUGCGGUGGUGGCCAAGGUAAAACCGUCGUUAUAGUACACUCCAUUGGCCCCGUUGUGAUGGAGUCUUGGAUUGACCUUCCUGGUGUCCACGCUGUACUGUAUGCCAAUCUACCCGGACAAGAAAGUGGGAAUGCCUUGAUGGACGUUCUAUUUGGAGACGUUGACGCCAGUGGACGACUGCCAUACACCAUCGGACGAAGCUUAGAAGAUUACGGCCCAGGGGCCCAAGUCCUGUUUGAGCAUCCAGACUCAUCCGUUCCACAGGUCGAUCUCGACCAGGGCCUGUAUAUCGAUUACCGGUAUUUCGACAAGUACAACAUCACUCCCCGAUUCGAGUUUGGCUUCGGUCUGUCAUACACGACAUUCGACUACUCUGCACUGAGCAUUGAGAAACUGCAGAAGAAGUCUCAAUGGCCUUCCAGACGGCCCAAUAACGAAGUCGAACCUCCUGCAUACCACAACGAGCAGGACAGCCCCACUACCAAUUUAUUCCCUGCAGGUUUCCGUGCACUCGGCAAAUAUAUCUAUCCCUACCUCGCUACCCUGGAAGGAACCGAACCCGGUCCAUACCCAUACCCGGAAGGAUACAACAAACGCCAGAACCCAUCCGCCGCAGGCGGCGGACCUGGAGGGAAUCCAUCUCUAUACGAGCCCAUUCUCGAGCUGACCAUCGAAGUGACAAACACCGGCACGCGCACCGGGCAAGAUGUUAUCCAGGUGUAUGUUUCCUUCCCAGAGGAUGUUGCCGAGCACCGCGGACUAGGCUGGUCUCGCGAGUCAAUUGAGUUCCCCGAACGUGUCCUACGGAAUUUUUCAAAAGUCCUCCUGCAACCAGGUGAGACCAGAAAUGUCAAGAUGACAUUGACUCGGAAGGACCUCAGCUAUUGGAGUGUCCGCGCGCAGAACUGGGUGCUGCCUAUAGAAGGUAAAUUCCGUAUCUGGGCUGGGCGUAGUUCUAGGGAUUUACCGCUCGUGGUCGAGUUUUGA
Molecule: messenger RNA, 3186 nt
Organism: Penicillium egyptiacum
Lineage: Eukaryota; Fungi; Ascomycota; Eurotiomycetes; Eurotiales; Aspergillaceae
Source: the annotation of a GenBank genome assembly